Molecule: messenger RNA, 2075 nt
Organism: Paramecium pentaurelia
Lineage: Eukaryota; Ciliophora; Oligohymenophorea; Peniculida; Parameciidae
Source: the annotation of a GenBank genome assembly
UAUGAAUAACACCACAAAUCCUUACGUACUAUAUAAACACUUAAUAUUAGGAAAAAAUCCCAGUGAAGGUAUUCAAUAACUCAAGAUGUGCUUCUGUGUGGAUUGCUGGAGAAAUAGGUCAAAUUAUCAAGUAGAAAUAGGCUUAGUAGCUACCUUGUGUUUUGGGUUUAGCUACUGGAUCAACUCCAAUAUAAGUUUAUAAGGAGCUAAUUAGAUUACAUAAGGAAGAAGGAUUAUCAUUUUAGAAUGUGAUAACAUUCAAUUUAGAUGAAUAUUUUCCAAUUCCUAAGGUACUUGUUGUAUUUUUAAUUAUUAGGAAUCUCUUCAUUCAUAUUAUCAUUUCAUGCAUGAAAAUCUAUUUAAUCAUGUUGAUAUUAAGAAAGAGAAUAUUCAUAUUCCAGAUGGAACCUUAAUAAAAGAGUAGAUUGAAGACUUUUGUUAAUACUAUGAAAAUUUGAUAUUAGAAAAAGGUGGAUUGGACUUUUAACUUUUAGGUAUUGGUAGUACUGGUAAAUAAUUUGAUAAUAAAUUUUAGGACAUAUUGGAUUUAAUGAACCAGGAUCUUCAAUAAAUAGCAAAACUAGAUUGAUUACUUUGGAUAGAAAAACAAGAGCAGAUGCUUCAUCAUCAUUUUAUGGAAUUGAAAAUGUUCCUAAAUAUGCAAUAACAAUGGGAAUAGGAACUAUUUUAUAAGCAAAAAAGAUUAUAAUAGCUGCAUUUACAGAAGGAAAAUAAAAAAUAGCAUCAACUGUUAUUGAAGGUGCAAUUUCAUCAUAAUAUCCUGCAACAUUUUUAUAGAAUCAUAAAAAUACAUUGUUUGUAUUGGAAAGAGCAUCAGCAUAAGGAUUAACAAGAUUUUAAGCACCUUGGUUAUUGGAAGCUUAAGGAUUAAAGGGUGAAUUAUAAAUAAAGUAUGAUUUGAGUACAGCAAAGAAGGGUGUGAUAUGGUUGAGUUAGAAAGUAGGAAAGCCAAUAUUGAGAUUAUAAUAAGAGGAUUAUGAAGAUAAUGGAUUAUUGGAAUUAAUUACAUAGAUUGGAUAAGGAAAUUGUGGGAUAGUGAAUUUGACAGUAUUUAGAGAGUUGUCUUAGAUGUAUAUAAAUGAAUAUAAAAUUUAGAAUAACUGGAUGGCCAGCAGGAGGAAGACCUGAUAAAUUGCCAGAAUCAUAUUUUACUUAAAAGAAGGCAAUUAGUAAAUAGAAAAUAAUAAUAUUUUCACCACAUCCAGAUGAUGAUGUAAUAUGUAUGGGUGGAACAAUGAAGAAAUUAACAAAUUAAGGUCAUGAAGUUCAUGUAGUAUAUAUGGUGAGUGGUAAUUUGGCAGUGUUUGAUUUUGAUGCUUUGAGAUUUGCAGAUGUUUUGAAGGAGACUUAAAAAAUGAUAGGUGGAAAUGGAGAAGAAUUUUAUGAAAAAGUGAAGAAAUAGAUUAAAGAAAAGAAACUUGGAGAAGUAGAUGGUCCAGAUUUGGCAUAUAUAAAAACAGUUAUUAGAAGAACUGAAGCAAGAAGUGCUGCAUUAUGUACAGGAGUUGAAGAACAAAAUAUUCAUUUUUUAGAUUUACCAUUUUAUGAGACAGGUAAAUCAACAAAGAAACCACUUGGUGAUGAAGAUAAGAAAAUAGUGAAAGAUAUAAUAUUGAAGAUUCAACCUGAUUAAAUUUAUGCUGCUGGAGAUUUAACUGAUCCUCAUGGAACUCAUAGAGUAUGUUUGGAAUCAAUUUUGGCAGUUUUACCAUAAGUAAAAGAAUAAUUACCUAAUUUGAAUACUCUUUUAUAUAGAGGUGCUUGGUAAGAAUGGGAAUUAGAUAAAGUAACAAUGGCAGUACCAUUAUCACCUGAUGAGUUGUAUGAGAAAAGGAUAGCAAUAUUCAAACAUCAAAGUUAAAAGGAUAGACCUAUGUUCCCAGGGUCUGAUAGUAGAGAAUUUUGGUAACGAUCUGAAUCUAGAAAUAAAGAGACUGCUAAGUAUAAUAAAUAUAUUAUAAAUAGAUUAUUUACAAAUUUGGGAUUUGUUAAUUAUGAGGCUUUAGAAUGUUUUGUUUCAUUAGAUGUAUUGUUGUUGUUAGGAGAAUUGUGAG